CCUGGAGAACGUGGAACAGUUUUCUGCUUCUGCUGCUCUUCACUCGAUCGACCAUGUUGUUGAGUGCCGUGACAAAAGCAGCCGCUGGGGCAUUAAGGGCCGUGAAACCUGGCCUUUUACAAAAUGAAGUCGCCAAAGUAUCAGCAUCAUUAUCCGUAAACAGUCGCAACUAUGCAAAGGAAGUGAAAGGCGGUAAGGGUCGCGUCGUCGCCGUCAUCGGUGCUGUCGUCGACGUACAAUUCGACGAUGAACUUCCCCCCAUCCUCAAUGCCCUCGAGGUACCAAAUCGAACCCCGAGGUUAGUCCUCGAAGUCGCUCAGCACUUGGGAGAAAACACAGUGCGCACCAUUGCCAUGGACGGUACCGAGGGUUUGGUGCGAGGACAGGUCGUAACCGACUCCGGUUUUCCAAUUAGGAUUCCAGUUGGUGCCGAGACAUUGGGCCGCAUCAUCAACGUGAUUGGUGAGCCAAUUGACGAGCGCGGUCCCGUGCCAACCGACAAACUCGCCGCAAUUCACGCCGACGCGCCAGAAUUCGUCGAGAUGUCCGUCGAACAGGAGAUUCUCGUCACGGGAAUCAAGGUCGUCGAUCUCCUCGCUCCCUACGUCAAGGGAGGAAAAAUUGGUUUGUUCGGAGGUGCCGGAGUAGGAAAAACCGUAUUAAUUAUGGAAUUGAUCAACAACGUCGCCAAGGCCCAUGGUGGUUACUCGGUGUUCGCCGGCGUGGGAGAACGCACCCGCGAGGGUAACGAUCUCUACCAGGAGAUGAUCGAGUCCGGCGUCAUUUCGCUCAAGGACAAGACAUCCAAGGUGUCCCUCGUGUACGGACAAAUGAACGAGCCACCCGGCGCACGUGCCCGUGUCGCCCUGACCGGUCUCACCGUCGCCGAGUACUUCCGUGAUCAGGAGGGACAGGAUGUGUUGCUCUUCAUUGACAACAUUUUCAGAUUCACCCAGGCCGGUUCCGAGGUAUCGGCUCUGUUGGGACGUAUCCCAUCCGCCGUCGGUUACCAGCCGACCCUGGCCACUGACAUGGGUACCAUGCAGGAGAGAAUCACGACCACCACGAAGGGCUCAAUCACCUCUGUCCAGGCCAUUUACGUGCCAGCCGACGACUUGACUGAUCCCGCUCCGGCGACGACCUUCGCCCAUUUGGACGCCACCACUGUGUUGUCGCGUGCCAUCGCCGAAUUGGGUAUCUACCCCGCCGUCGAUCCCCUCGACUCCACAUCGCGUAUCAUGGACCCCAACAUCAUUGGAGCCGAGCACUACAACAUUGCUCGCGGCGUACAGAAAAUCCUCCAAGACUACAAAUCACUUCAGGACAUUAUCGCCAUCCUCGGUAUGGACGAGUUGUCCGAGGAAGACAAAUUGACCGUCUCACGCGCAAGGAAAAUCCAAAGGUUCCUUUCUCAGCCAUUCCAGGUCGCUGAAGUGUUCACAGGCCACGCCGGCAAGCUAGUACCACUUCAAGAAACAAUCAAGGGAUUCCAAAAGAUCCUGGGAGGUGAACUCGACCACCUUCCCGAAGUUGCUUUCUACAUGGUCGGACCUAUCGAAGAGGUCUCACAAAAAGCAGAAACGCUCGCCAAGCAGUAAAGAAAUUUUCAACAAAAAAAAAAAGAAGAAAUCAACCUCGAUCUUAAGUUCUAUUUUCGUUUUUUUUUCUUAUGAAAAAAUAGCGUUGCAUCAACUUUUCAUUAAGCAGAUUAUUAAAGUCUUCAUCUAAUUCAAUAAAAAUAUAUAUUAAAGAAAAAAGAAAGAAAGAUAGAAAAAAAAGAGAAAACCGUGGACGAAUCGGUUUUUUUUCCAGUAAAAAAUUUUAAAAGACAAAAAAAGCAGCAAACACGACACAACGAUUAAUAAAAAAGCAACAGAGAAGAAUUCUUUUUUUCUUGAUCAUUGCGUCGAAUUUUUAGAAGAGCACCGAGGUGAAAAAUAAGAUUCUCGCCAAGAACAAUGGAGAUGAAAAUAAGAGGGAUUUCUUUUGACAAUUUUUCUUUUUUAACUGAGUUAUUCAAUGGGGAAAAAAGAGAAAAAAGAGAAAAAAGAGAGAAAAAGAGAGAAAGAGAGAGAAAGAAAGAAAGAGAGAAAAUUUAAAAAUUGACAGAAGAAAUCGAUUUUAUGCCAAACUGUUUUUUGUCUCAACAGUUUCAAAGUUCUGGCUCAAAUAUCGCGUAAUUCAAUGAACGAUGUUAUUUUUGGGCAAUACUGCGAGGCGAUGUUAUGUAUUAGAAAAAAAGUAAUAAAAAUUUGCUAAAAAAAAAAAAA
Messenger RNA from Leptopilina heterotoma, 2270 nucleotides. It is a transcript of the gene ATPsynbeta, whose product is annotated as ATP synthase subunit beta, mitochondrial. Lineage: Eukaryota; Metazoa; Arthropoda; Insecta; Hymenoptera; Figitidae. The transcript has 6 exons. The record is from RefSeq and is a predicted model, not a curated record. Bases 54 to 1598 code for a protein of 514 amino acids. Gene Ontology annotation, biological process: proton transmembrane transport; proton motive force-driven mitochondrial ATP synthesis. Gene Ontology annotation, molecular function: ATP hydrolysis activity; ATP binding; proton-transporting ATP synthase activity, rotational mechanism.